GCAUGUCACGGGAGCAGCCGGCGACGUGUUGGCCCAAACAACCGUCAUGUCGCAGGACGGCCGUCUGCUCUGCGUCUCAGAAUUGCGCGAGGGGCUGGGCCGAAUAAGAAAGACCCCUGACAGUUGGCUGAGGGUUCGAAGGGUAGAGAGUUUGCUUGGUUGGCGGCCCGGUGCGAUCACGUCCUUCCAUGCGUCCAUCCCUCCUCCGCCUCAAAGCGGAACGGAGGCAAGGCGCUCGCGCCGAACACUAUUCUCUGACUUAGAGCGCAGCCUCGAAAACGAAGGCAUAUUCUUUCACAGAGAUUUUGUCGCCGUGACCGAACCUCAGGGUCCGCGUCCUCCGU
Molecule: messenger RNA, 344 nt
Organism: Ectocarpus sp. CCAP 1310/34
Lineage: Eukaryota; Phaeophyceae; Ectocarpales; Ectocarpaceae
Source: the annotation of a GenBank genome assembly